GAUAAUUAUCAUUGUAGCAGCAGCUGUAAUACUAUCUGUGGCUAUUGUAGUGUCAAUAACACUGUGUGUUUUCAGAUGUAUUAAUCACACAAAUGACUCACCUACAACAGCAGAUAAUCCCAACUUUCUCUCUCAGACUGAGAUGAGACAAUUACUGUAUCAGACUAACAAUCCUGUUGCAAUAACAAGAAAUGCAGAAGAGAUAUUUAACCGAAAUCUUCAGACAAUAAAAUCUAAAAGUCAGUUUUAUCCAGAGAUGGAACAGACACCCAAUGAGUGGAAAUUCUCAACAACACCCCGGAGACUUCCACCAGUUCCACAUACAUAUGGUGGAGAGAAGAUGAGGUCUUCCUAUGAACAUAUCAACCGUGACUGUGCUAAAGUUAACAGCUACAUGAAUGAUUCUGGAUUCACAAAGAGUAACAGGGAACUUAUUAAAAACAAAGAACAUCUGAAAGAUUAUGAGGAAGUUGAAGGAACAUCAGAAAUCAAUUCCACCACAACUGUUUCUCCAGCACCACAGAAUCUUCAAGAACAAGAACAACAAGCAUAUCUGGAACCAGUCUAACAUGGGGCAAUGUAUGUCAUAUUGUAUGGCAUACAGUGUCCCCCAAGAAAACUUGCUGAACAUUGGUACAACCACAUACAGACAGAAAGCAUUCAUACCCACCAACGCCAUCCAUACCACAUCUCAAUAUCAGUAUUCAUAAUAACUUUAGUUCAUAUAUCUGUUAGUAGUGGGGAGUGGGCCAGGCUGGGAUAACCAAUUACAACAAAAACAAUAGCUACUAACAUUAAGGACAAAAUCCACACCAGAUAAGGUAAAACAAACCCUUAUUGAUAUCAAUAUUAAGUAUUUUGCCAGAAUCUUACAAUCAUAUGAUCUGUUUCACUCACUGGAAUUAUCCAAUCAAACCUGUCCUUAUUUAGGAUGAACAUAAACAAUUCUUGCAUCUCACACACAUAUAUUCAAUGCAUAGCUCUCUCUCUCUCUCUCUCUCUCUCUCUCUAUAUAUAUAUAUAUAUAUAUAUAUAUAUAUAUAUACACAUACAGUUAUGUAUUGGCUGCUAAAACUUCAAUACAACAUUGGAUAAUCCACAUUACACCUACAUGAAACACCAUCAGCCUGCUAGAAAUUGUUGCCAAAAACUUCCCUCAAAUCGCACUCUAUUGUCUUCUUAAAUAAGCUAAGGAUGCAUUGGCUAAUGUAGUCCUGUUCAUAUCCCUAAAAAGAUGUGGUGGUCAUAACUGGAAUGCCUUUGAUUUACUCUCCUGAUGAAUCUCUUUAAAAUUUUCAGAUUAUAUAUUUAUUAUUCUAGAGAUUUUUACCUUUUCAGAUCAAUAAAAUGAAUACCAGUCAAGUACUGGUGUCAACAUAAUCAAGUCGUCCCCUCCCCCAAAAUUUCAGGCCUUGUGCCUAUAAUUCUAGAGAUUUAUCGAUUUUCUGUUGCCCUGAAUUAGUUUGGUGUGAAAGAAGGUUACAACAGUGUUACAUGUGGAAUUCUUCCAUCAAUUUUGGUUGUUUGUAAAUAGCCUUCUCUCUUUUUUAUGAGGAAAAUGUCUGAUAUUAGCCAUAAUUCCACUUUGACACUCUUCAUUUUAGCAGCUUUCUAUGAAAUCAAACCCUUCUUGACACUGAUACACACACAUACACACACGCACAAACACACACACAUAUAUAACCUUUUUUUUUUUUUUUUUUUUUUUAACUACAUUAUUUUUACUGUUGAAUUUUUUUUCAAUCAAUCAAUCAUAUUUGUGGGAAUUGAAAUCUAUGUACUGAUGUCACAUGACUCUAACUGAAUAUUUUGUAAUGUUCGAUAUUGAUAAUAUAACUAGAACAUUCUAAAUCACUUAAACUUUAGCUUACCAAGUGCUAAAUACAAAACUCCUUGUUGAGCCACAUAAAUGAUCACAGCAACACUAAAGAUAAGAGAAAUAUUAAAUUUCUUUAAAAAUCACCAAAAUUUGACAUUAUUAAUAAAACAACAUAUUUUUAUCCUUUUAUUUAAAUUAUCAUGUGUUGAUGUAACUAUGAAUUUUCUUUUAUUAAUUUUGGUUUAAUUAUCCAAUUAUCAAAUGAUUUAUACUUUCAGGACCACUCACCCAAAACUAUUAAUCUUUCACUAUUUGUUGUGGGUCAUUGUUUUCAAUUUUUUUUUUUUUUUCAAAGUGCCAGUGGGUGGUGGGUACAUGCAUCUGUCCCUCUUCCAUGUUGUAUAGACACCUGGGACAGCUACACCCCGGGUUACAUUUGGUGUCUUCAUGCAAAAAAAGUUUUAAUAUCAAAGAAGUAUUUUUGCCAUUGCUUCCCUGAUUCCUCCCAACAUUCACACCAUAUUUAAUCUGAAAUAAGUAACACUGCGACCAAUAAACCAUCAACUGUCGUUCAUUUGCUUUUUUCUUCCAAAACAGACUCCACCUGAAAGAAAAUAUAUCGCUAAGAACAAAAGAACCAAAAAAGGCUACACGCUUUUCAAGUCAUUCAUGUAACUAAAUGCCAUUUGUACAGCAGUAUAAAUAAUUAAUGUGCUAAUUAUUAUUACUAUUAUUAUUAUUAUUAUUAUCAUUAUUAUCAUUAUUAUUAUUAUAUGCAAUCUCUGAAAUAUCCAAGAUGAAACAUUGCCCUUAUAAUAAGCUCCACUGUUGGUUUCCCUAAUCUCAAUCCUUGGCUUGCUUCUAACAUGGAUUCCACACUAGUUCAUAAUUCUUCACUACCCCUUUCAACUGUGAUAUCAAGACAAGCGUUUUAAUUAUUAUCACUUUUUUUUUUUUUCAGUUUAUAUGUAUGUAUGUGCAUCUGUGAGAAAGAGAGUGAAUGGCAGUAUGUAUGUGUGUGUGUGUGAGAGAGGAAGAAGUAGUGUGUGUGUGUGUGUGUAUGUUUUUAUAUGUGUGUCUUUGAUUAAACAAAAAGUAAAAAGCAAAACAAACAAAAAAUUGAGCACAACUUUUAUUUUGUCUUCUCUGCACUUCUGGCUUUUCUUCUCUUUGGUUCAGUUCCACAGCUUCUGAUUAUUGUACAGACACAGACAAACAUCAAGGCUGACAUACAGAACGUAAACACUUAGGUACAUUUAACCAUACACACUGUAUUUCUGUGUGUAUAUAUAAUAUAUAUGCUUAUAGUUGUUUUAUACAUUAUUAUUGUGUAACCAUGUCUUUGCAUGUCUCUAUAGAUGUACAUAUAAUGUGAGUGUAUAUAUAUAUUUUUUUGCAAAUAUGUUUUCUCAUGUAUGUCUUUGUCUAUCUAUCUUUAUAUAUGUAUGUGUAUGUAUUUAAUAACUGUAUAUGGAGUUCUAUGUAUUUAUGUGUUUGAAUGUGUAUAUGUGUGCAUUUAUAAACUUGAGUAUGUUUAAAUACACACAUCAACAACUACACAGAUACAACAUACAAUCUAAUGCGUGUAUAUGCAUGUACUUAUCAACUGAAAUAUCUUCAAAUAAACACUCUACAACCAUAUGUAUACACCCGCUUAAUCUAUAAACACUUGUGUAUUCAUACUUUUCGUUCUUCCCAAUAACAAUGUAAUCCAUGUUGUAUCAAUGAUUUUGUCCGAUUGAAUCCCGAUGUCACUGACAUCAACCAAUCUGAUCAACUUUUGGUCUUUCAGUGUUGCAGUCUUAUCAGUUGCCAACUAAUAAAAUGAUUGCUUUAAUUAAAUACACCUAUCUUUUAUACUAUUCUCGCCUCAUAUACCCCCACCCCGACCCCAACCUACCUACCUACCCUGCAGGAGGACAGUGUUGCCAUAACCUUCGACAAAGAAUCAUUGUAAAUAAAAAUUCUUUUUGAUCCUAUAAUAUUGUCUCAAAUUCAGGUUAUUUUCUCCUGGUCUCUUAGUAUUCCUUGCUUAAUAAUACCAUUUAUAUAUACACAUAUAUAUGUGUAUGUGUAUAUAUAUAUGUAUAUGUGUAUAUAUAUGUAUAUGUGUAUAUAUGUAUGUAUAUGUGUAUAUAUGUAUGUAUAUGUGUAUAUAUAUGUAUAUGUGUAUAUAUGUAUGUAUACAUACAUAUAUGUAUAAUACAGUAUCUGUGUAUAUAUGUGUGUGUGUGUGUGUGUACAUAUAUAUAUAUACACAAACACACAUUUAUAUAGUGUCAUUUAAAAUUUAAAUUGUACAACUUGUUUAUAUAUAUAUAUAUAUGUAUGUACGUAGUGUAUAUACAUUGUCAACUAUAUCAAGGCCUUAGAAAUGCUACAAACUUCUACAGUAAAAUAUAAUCAAUUGUUCUGACCCUUUCCAAAGGCCAGUGGCAAAACCAUUGUCACAGAUGGUCACAAUCAAAAUCUAUACUAGUUGUUUGUGUCAGUUUGAUUCAAAAGCUACAUCACAACCCCAAAAUGUCAAAUCUGUACAGAAUGGAUAUGACACUUCUGUUGGUUGAGAAAAUCUCUAUGGCAGCACUUUGUAAUAACUCCAUCUUGUUCGUUUGGGUUUCAUUGUCUAUUUUAGAUCCUUGACUAGAAUAUGACAAAACAGUUCUAAUUACCAGGACUAUUUAAUUAAACUGAGCCUUCAGCUUUUUCUUUUCUUUUCCAUUUUAACUUAAAUUGCUUUUAAUCUUGGUGAAGUUCACAACAGUAACAGGCAUGCCAUGUUGGGGUCAUAUAUAGGGACCAGUUGAGAUAAAGUCACUAUGUGAAGGAGAUCCAACAAAAACCCAGUACAUGAGACAUUCAUGCUGCUGUCUCUUGUUGAAUUGAGUUUUAUCUUACAAAACUAUUUUUCAAGGCCUCUGAGAUGAACUAAUGAGAUAAUUUCAAAAUAAUCUGUCUGGAGCCAACAACAGUUGGGGCAGUAACCAGCUCACUCUCUGUUAUCAGAGUACCCCAUAAUUUAUCUUCAGGGUACCCCAUAAUUUAUCUAUAUAGUUAUGUUUCUAUUGCUGAAACUAACAAUGUUUCAUUAAAAUUAAAAGAGAACAAACUAUUGUGCCUCAUUCAGUAAAUCUGAUGAAGUUUUUCUCUUAGUUAUUUAAGCUAAAUAGAUAUAUUUGAAGAUCUCAGUAUACAUAACUAGUAAUUGUUUUUUGUUUUUUUUUAACUGAAGUCUAAGAUGAAACAGACAUUUGUCUCAAGUUUAAAGCUUUCGUUGCUGCCAUAUUUGGUCCAUACUCUGUGUAUCCAGAAAUCAAGUAAAGAAAGGCAACCUCAUACUUGCAAGAACCAAAGGUUGAAUAGGGAAAUAUUCCUCAUCAAAUUCAUAAAGUACUUUACCUUUGUCAUAUUCUCUUGCCUUCUUCAUCUUUUUCUACAUUCAAAAACUUAAUCUUGUGAUGUACCCCAGCCUUUCUAUCUACACCAGCCUUCUCUGCUUGAUCAUAUAUAAGUUAGACUGAUAAAUUCUUCAAGACUGCAAUGGUUUUGUUUUUAGAUUGCUUCCAGUUAGCAUCCCAAGUUAGUUUGUCUAUAUUAGUACGGGCUGGAUUAUGUGUUACAAAUGAUAGAAUGUGCCCCAUUUAUAUUUGCAAAAACUUUGUACCUCUACAGGCAUAAUAAAUCUGCUGAAGAGGUCAUCCACAUAUGAGAGGCUGGUUUUUGUUGCUUCAGAACUCUAGAUUGUUGUAUAUACAUAAAUAUAUUUAUUUAUUUAUUAGUGUGAGAUGGAAAGACAGAGCCUAUGGGUCUCAGACCCUUCUAGACUGCAGGAUUCCAUAAUCAAACGUCUGAUUCAGAUGCUUACAAAAGACAAGAUCCUGAAAUCUUGGGUCAGGCGGUGCUUUCUCACCACAUGAUCUUUCUAGCCCAAGAUUUCACCUUUAUGCCAGAUUAUAUAUAUUUAUAUAUAUAUAUAUAUAUAUAUGUGCCACCUCGGUUUAUGUCUGUGACUCACUAUGGAUUAUAUAGACUGAAAAUAUUAGUCAAUUUGUCUCCUCCUUCUUUACAUGUUAGAACAUUGUGUAGAAAUAUUUGUAUUGUUGUUGGUUCCAUAAAAACCAGUGCAAACAAGGAAUUGUUGAAUUUUAUGUGUGUAAACCUGUUUCUACUGUAAUAUUGUUGAUGGAACAUCAUUGUACUUACUGGAUUAUCUUUACAUUUAUUGAAUUCUGCUUGAUUAAAAAUUAUUGAAAAACCAA
This is a messenger RNA of Octopus bimaculoides (California two-spot octopus), 6078 nucleotides long. Its product is annotated as protocadherin beta-15-like. The record is from RefSeq and is a predicted model, not a curated record. Gene Ontology annotation, biological process: homophilic cell-cell adhesion. Gene Ontology annotation, cellular component: plasma membrane. Gene Ontology annotation, molecular function: calcium ion binding. NCBI's taxonomy places the organism in Eukaryota, Metazoa, Mollusca, Cephalopoda, Octopoda, Octopodidae.